AUGGCAACUUCCGCUCAUUCGCGAUGCGUCGCGGUUUCGAAUCCCCGCGUCGGCAAUAACUCUUCCUUCAUCACCCCGUCGUGUCUCGCAUCAGGAUCCCCGCAGCUGCCUUCCUCCUGCGCCUCGUUCCACUAUCUCUCCCUCAUCUCGCUCCCCAUUCUCCCCUCGCUCCGCCUCCCUUCCGCUGCUCCGAGCGCGUUUCCCCGCUCGGCGAAAAUAAAGCUGUACAGAAGCAGCGCGGGGAAGGGUACAUUCUUAUGGCACGAAUGGAAUGGACUUCGGAGUACGAGACUUGGGGGACGAGGGGGGUUGCGGAAGGCGCAAGGAUUCGGGUUUUCAGCUCGGAAGGCGGAAGACCUGGGGGAGGUUUCCAGUUCGAUACGGGGGAGUGCGGAGCGGAGGGAUACGGGGAAGGGGAAGCGUAGAGGUGGGACACACGGCGGAGUUGGUGGCGAAUCAGUUGAUAACGGAUUGGACAGCUGGAGAUCCCAAGGUUGGGACGACGACACUAGCAAAUUAGGAGGUGCUGAUACCGCGUCGAGUGCUUAUAACGGAGGCGGUUACAGCGAGGACGAGCGGAAUGUGACUAGAACGGUGGACCAGCUGAUGGAGCGGUUCGAGUCGCUGCAGCAGCAGAGAGAGCGGGGCGCAGGUGGCGCCGCGAUUGGCGGAGGCAUGACGCGAUUCGAGAUGGAUGAUGACGAGUAUGCCGCCGCUGCUGGUGCUGGUGCUGGUGCAGGAGGUGCGGUGAUCACGGCUCGUGAUCUGGCGAGGCUGUUUGACCACCCCAUUGACAAGUUUCAGCGAGUGGCGAUAGAGGCGUUCCUGCGCGGCUCCUCAGUGGUGGUGUGUGCGCCCACCAGCAGUGGCAAGACACUCGUGGGGGAGGCAGCAGCAGCAGCCACGAUGGCGAGGGGAGGGCGCCUCAUCUACACCACGCCGCUUAAGGCGCUCUCCAACCAGAAGCUGCGUGACUUCAGGGUGAAGUUUGGGGAGGGCAACGUGGGGCUGCUGACUGGUGACGUGGCAGUGAACAGAGACGCGCCCAUCCUUGUCAUGACCACUGAGAUUCUGCGCAACAUGCUCUACACCAGCAAGAUGCUCUGCAACAGGUGUGGUGUGGCUAUUAGCGAGAUGCUCUACACCAAAUGUGGUGUGAUUAUAGUGAGGCGAGAUGCUCUGCACCAAGUGUGGUGUGUGACUAUAGCGAGAUGCACUGCAACAGGUGUGGUGUGUGACUAA
Messenger RNA from Closterium sp. Yama58-4, 1242 nucleotides. NCBI's taxonomy places the organism in Eukaryota, Viridiplantae, Streptophyta, Zygnematophyceae, Desmidiales, Closteriaceae. The record is from the annotation of a GenBank genome assembly.